This is a messenger RNA of Theileria equi strain WA, 1456 nucleotides long. Its product is annotated as peptidyl-prolyl cis-trans isomerase protein, putative. The transcript is spliced from 6 exons. Gene Ontology annotation, biological process: protein folding; protein peptidyl-prolyl isomerization. The record is from RefSeq and is a predicted model, not a curated record. Lineage: Eukaryota; Apicomplexa; Aconoidasida; Piroplasmida; Theileriidae. The coding region runs from base 68 to 1456 and encodes 462 amino acids. Gene Ontology annotation, molecular function: protein binding; peptidyl-prolyl cis-trans isomerase activity.
AGUUUAUAUAUUGUGGAGUUUCAUUGAUUCAGUCUGUGAGUAAAAAUUGUACAAAGGUGUCGAAGAUAUGGGCGACUCUGUAGAUGUUAGUGGAGACGGUGGAGUCCUCAAGACGAUCCUGCAGCCAGCGGAAUUUGAUGACUUUCCUCAAAAAGGCCAUGAAGUGGAAGUCCAUUACACCGGAAGGCUGGAAGAUGGAACAGUUUUCGACUCUUCCCAUAACCGCAAUGCAACCUUUAAAUUUGUUCUUGGUGAUAACCAGGUUAUAAAGGGAUGGGAAGUUGGAGUAGCCUCCAUGAAGAUUGGAGAAAAGGCCAAAUUGUUAAUUCAACCCAGCUAUGGUUAUGGAGAAGCUGGAGCAGGUUCAACCAUACCACCAAAUUCCGUUUUGGAUUUCGAAAUCGAGCUGAUCAACUCUCGUGUCAAGCCAAAAGAAAAGUGGGAAAUGACUACUGACGAAAAGAUACAGGCAGCAUUAGAUGCAAAGGUUGAUGGGAAUGCCAAGUUCCUAAAGGGAAACAUAAAGGCUGCAAUUAGCCUCUAUGAGGAUGGAGUAAAAUACCUCGCCAUGAGAGAUGGAUGGAGCGAUGAAUCGGUUAAAGCUUCAGAUGUCACUAAACUACAAUGCCAUCUUAACCUUUCCAACUGUUAUAUAAAGGAACACGAUUUUGUAAGCGCAGAGUUGAACGCUACAGAAGCCCUAAAGAUAGAUGCAAACAGCAUCAAGGGAUUAUACAGAAGGGCUGUUGCAAGAGUGAACAACGACAAACUGGAAGCUGCAAUACAAGAUCUCCAAGCCCUGUUAAAAUUAGAACCAUCUAAUAUUGAUGCCGCAAACCAAUUUAAGCUCGCCAAGGCCAAGUUGCAUAAAUAUAAUCAGGCAGAUAAAAAGAAAUUUGGAGCAAUGUUUAAGAGUAUGUCACUUUAUACUGAAAAAAAAGAUUUGCGCAAUUUGGCAACACUGCCUCUUGUAUUUUUGGACAUUACCAUUGACGGGUCUACCCGUACCAUGAAAAUCGCCUUGUUCAGUGACACUGUCCCAAAAACGGUCGCCAACUUUAAAUCGCUAUGUAACAUGGACAACGAACUAAAUUAUGCAAACUGUGCAUUCCAUAGGGUCAUCAAGGGCUUCAUGGCCCAGGGAGGUGAUAUCACAAAGGGAGAUGGUACAGGUGGUAUGAGCAUAUACGGAGAACGUUUUGAUGAUGAAAACUUUGAGGAUAAGCAUGUGGAACGUGGAAUGUUGUCAAUGGCAAAUGCGGGCCCAAACACAAACUCUUCCCAGUUCUUUAUCACUUUUGUGGCAACUCCACACCUAGACGGAAAGCACGUUGUCUUUGGAAAGGUUGUUGAGGGAUUAGAAAUACUAGACGAUAUUGAAAAGGUAGAAACUGACCAGGGAGACAAACCCAAGAUAGAUGUAGUCAUAACAAAGUGUGGUAUCCUUCGUGAAUAA